CAUCAUCUAUCAAUCGCACCAACAAUUAGACAUUGCAUGGACACUGCGUUAAAACGUCAACGCCAGUAUGGCCGCGUCGCACCAUGCAUGCCUCCUCAAGAGACAAAACGAAAGUAAAGCCCUGUUUGGCAAAAUAACGCUUGAGAACUUGAGAACGCUGUUCCUGAUCUCCUCGACCAACCCAUUGAACGCGGACUAUUUCAGAAGCAAGCCCUCGAUGGAGGCCGAGAAGAAAAGGCAAAUCGAAACGAAGUGCAUGACGGUGAUCCACCCGCUGAGCACGUUCCGCAUCUGGUACGACAUUUACGUGGUGAUUCUCUACUUAUGCAACUUGGUGUGCAAGCCUUUAGACGCGGCGUUCGCUUCCAAACAGCGCGAACUGUACUCCGGAUACAGGAUAGUUUCCAUCACCUUGGACCUGCUCUGCUGGGUAGAUAUCCUGGUGAACUUCAACACCGGUUUCGUGGUUGCGAAGAGGAAGAAGAUAGAGCUGCGGCGCCGCCUCAUAGCGAAACACUACAUGAGCAGUCCUUUCUUCGUGUGCGACGUUCUGUCUUCUUUACCGAGAAACCUGCCUUACUUAUUCGUAGACAGGCCAUUGAAGUGGAUCCUGGGCAUCAUAAAUAUCUUCGGAAUGUUGAAAUUCGCCAGAAUAUUCACAGUGAUCACGCUGAUCAACAGGACAACCAGAUAUUUCCAGUUCAAGAAUACGACGGGUCGGUUCUUGUUCAAUUCUUUUAUGGUCACCAGUAUCCUGAUCCACUGGGUGUCGUGCAUGCAAUUCAUAGUGCCCCGACUCGUCGGAAGAUAUUUCACAGACCCGGACCGACCGGACGAGAGGAGUUGGAUAUAUCAGGACGGGCUUUAUAGGAGAAAUUGGAAGUUCAAAUACGCGCACUGUUUUUUCAAAGGUUCCGCGGAAAUGCUGGGAAUCCGCCUGGACCUGUACCCCAUUUCAAUAACGUCGGACUACAUCGUAUCCACAUUAACGUACUGGGCAGGAAAAAUAAUUAUCUUCUCCAUAUGGAUAGUCCUCGUCGUGGCCAUGCUGCACGCGCGAUCCAUGGAACUAAAAUUCUACGAGGUCAUCAACCAGCUCGACGAGUACAUGAAGCAGAAGCAGCUGCCGCUUAACCUACGCGACAAGAUAACCAAAUACUACGACUUUAGAUUCCAAAGGCUCUUCUUCAAAGAGCAGAUGAUAACGAACCUGCUGUCAACGAACCUGAGACGAGAGGUGAACAUUCACGUGUGCAAGUCGCUGAUUGAGAGCGUCAGCUUCUUCGCCGAUCUACCUUCCGACGAAAUUAGUCGCCUGGUGGCCAGACUAAUCUCAGAGAUCUUCCUUCCGAAUGACACGAUCAUACAAUCGGGAACGUACAGCAACUCGAUGUACUUCAUCUCCAGCGGUACCGUGGCCGUGUAUUCGCAUUCGGGGAAGGAGAUUUGCCACCUGCAGGACGGCGCUUACUUCGGAGUGGUCACCAUGGUGGUGAAGAACCAGAAGUCGAUAUCGACGAUCGUCGCCUUAGAGACGACUAAGGUCUACAGGCUGAAGAGGAGGGAUUUCGAGCGGUGUCUGAUGAAGAACAAAGCCGUUUUCAACAAGCUGGUUUCUGAAGCCGAGGUUUGGCUCAAAACUGUACUCAGGAUUGAAGACGAUUAUAAAAAGAAACUGUUCCAGCAAAACUACGCGACCGGAGCGAACGAGAAAAACGAGAUCGGAGCGAACGAGAAAAACGAGAUCGGAGCGAACGAGAAAAACGAGAUCGACAAUUCAAAAUUCGAAACGAUCGCCUUGAUGAACUAGAUGGAUAUGAAAAAUUAUGCGAUCUCGCGCCUGAUCGGUGUUGUUUCCUUUUUUGGAAGUGUGAUAUUUUUGUAUUUUUUUUUGUAUAUUCAUCGAGACGUAUUUUAUUUUUUGAUUUAUUUUGCCUACGUAUUCGAGUUAUUGUUAGUUGAAUAUAUUUUUUACUGUAAAUAAAAGUUUUAUAACAAUCGA
Messenger RNA from Leptinotarsa decemlineata (Colorado potato beetle), 2002 nucleotides. RefSeq names its product potassium/sodium hyperpolarization-activated cyclic nucleotide-gated channel 1. Gene Ontology annotation, biological process: sodium ion transmembrane transport; potassium ion transmembrane transport; regulation of membrane depolarization. Lineage: Eukaryota; Metazoa; Arthropoda; Insecta; Coleoptera; Chrysomelidae. Gene Ontology annotation, molecular function: voltage-gated potassium channel activity. The record is from RefSeq and is a predicted model, not a curated record. Gene Ontology annotation, cellular component: HCN channel complex.